Emiliania huxleyi CCMP1516 is the source of this 375-nucleotide messenger RNA. RefSeq lists its product as hypothetical. Gene Ontology annotation, molecular function: mRNA binding. The record is from RefSeq and is a predicted model, not a curated record. NCBI's taxonomy places the organism in Eukaryota, Haptophyta, Isochrysidales, Noelaerhabdaceae. Gene Ontology annotation, cellular component: THO complex part of transcription export complex. The transcript is spliced from 4 exons. Gene Ontology annotation, biological process: mRNA processing; mRNA export from nucleus. The annotation marks the transcript as partial.
GCGCAGAACCUGGGCCGCUUCCUCAACGAGUCACUCAAGCUGUUGGGCCACUGGAAGUCGGGCGAGGAGGUCUACCGCAACGAGUGCGCCAAGCUGCCCGGCUUCUCGACCUCCUUCAUCAACCAGCAGGCCAACGCCAAGAAGGCGUCCUACGAGGACUUCGUCAAGGCGGUGGUCUUCAAGUGGUACUGCAAGGCGCUGAUGGCGUGCCUCGACUCCAAGGAGUACAUGGAGGUGCGCAACGCGCUGCACGUGCUCACGCGCAUCAUCGAGGUCUUCCCGGGGAUGCGCAAGCUGUGCGAGCACCUCGAGCGCAAGGCGCCGGAGAAGGGAGAGAUGGGGAGAUCUGGGGGAGAUCUGGGGAAAGAUGGGGAG